CAUCCGGGUCCUUUCUUGGCGUCCCUCCGCCCUCCUCGCUCAGUGCCCUGUUCCCCACUGCAGGGCUGACAUUUCUCUUGGCCCCGUCAUGUCCAAAGUCCUAAAGUCGGUGGAUUAUGAGAUCCUCGGCCGGGUGCAAGGUGUAUGUUUCAGAAUGUACACAGAGGAGAAGGCUAGGAAAGUGGGAGUGGUUGGCUGGAUUAGAAAUUCCAGAGAAGGGACGGUUACUGGCCAAGUUCAGGGUCCUGAAGACAAAGUAAAUGAGAUGAUGAACUGGCUGGCCAAUGUUGGAAGUCCGAGCUGCAAAAUUGAGGAGGCAAAUUUUUCUAACGAAAAGGAGAUCUCGAAACUUGACUUCGAUUCAUUCUUCACAAGAUACUAACCUGAAAAAACAACACUUGGUUUAGAAUUUCCAGCCUGCUGUGGUUGUAUAAUAGUUUCCACACUUCCUUAAAGUGUCAAAAUUGCUGCAAACUAGGAAACUGGAACAAUUAUUUCAAUUGUGUUUGGUAGAAAUAGCAAAGUAGAAGUAGAACAAUAUAGGGGUGGUGAAAAGUAUUUCUUCUUCUAAAAAGUCCUUUUAAUUCAUAAAAGAUCCCCUAAAUUGGGACUGAUUCUGGUUUUUUGAAAAACUGCAUUGCACCAAACUGCAUUUAACAUGUCCAUUUUUUUUUUCUUUUUCUAAAUUAACAGCCAUGGGAGGGUGUUGAGAUCAGGUUGCAAAUGGAACUUCUUUUCCAGGAUUGAUAGAAAUUUAUGGGAGCAAAUUUCAGAGGGAACAUUGCAAAUGGAGAUGAUUUGACUCGCCUCCUCCCUUUGAUUCUAGUAUUGUUUAAGCCAGCUAUGGGUGUUAAUUAGCGAAAACUAACAAAACCUAGGUAUGUUAGAUAUGGUUAGGUUUUUAAUUUCCCAACCACUUUGAUCCAUGUUAAUCACAACGUAGAGUAAGCAGGAACACAUGGAUUUUCAUAGAGCACAACUGCAUUGGACUUAGAGUGUAUGGAGUUAUUCCCAUGUAUUAUUUAUAUAUUUACAGUUCAAUUCUAUGUAAGUUGACUUGGAAAUAAGUCCCCUUGCUUCUGAUGGAAAUUACUCCUGGGUGAUUAUGUAUAGAAUGGUAACCUAACACAAAGAAAAAAGCUUGUAAUCUUAAAACUUAGAAAUGACCAGAUCAGAUCAAAGCUAUUAAAUACCUUACACUCCAGGCCAAAGCAAGAACAAAAACACUGCAAUGGUUUACACUGGUUUUAGUCAACCUUCCUUCACUGUGAAUUCUUCCCCCACCUCAAUACUGACUGUUGUACUAAAAUAAUAAUAAAGACAAAUAUUGCCUUUAUGCCUUGAUUAGUGUACAUGGGCUAAAAUAAAUAUUGAUUGCCACAGAAAAUCUGUCUUGGUCUACUUUGAGAUAAAAAUGUUCCUGAAUCAAUCUUGGUAGCACCUUGAAUGGUGUGAGAUAAUGGACUACAUCUCUGUAUCUGAAGAGCUAAUAAAGUUUGUUCCAGUAA
Molecule: messenger RNA, 1508 nt
Organism: Anolis carolinensis (green anole)
Lineage: Eukaryota; Metazoa; Chordata; Lepidosauria; Squamata; Anolidae
Gene: acyp2
Product: acylphosphatase 2
Exons: 4
Coding region: 89-382 (97 amino acids)
Molecular function (GO): acylphosphatase activity
Source: RefSeq, a predicted model, not a curated record